AUGACGUCCGCGGGCGCGUACGAGAUCCGUGAAGACGAAGAGGGGCGCGUCGAUGCGUCGUCCGCGAAGUGCGCGGGGAGUUCGAGGGAAGAAACGUGGGUGAGCGGCGCGACGGGGACGGCGGCGGCGACGGCGGCGCGCGGCGCGUCGACGUUGCGCGCGCGCGGGCGAAAGUUUUGGGACGAGUUCACGUGGAGAGAGGCGAGUGGUUCGUUGGGUGAUCUCGGAACGUUUUUACCGCUGUUGAUCGGAAUGUCGAUCGAGUGCGGGGUCGACGCCGGGACGACGAUGUUGUUCACCGGAGCGUACAAUGUGCUCACGGCUUUUUUGUACGAGAUACCAAUGCCGGUGCAGCCGAUGAAGACGAUCGCGGCGGUGGCGCUCGGAGACGAUGCGUUAAACGUGAAUGAGAUCAUGACGGCGGGUAUUUUCGUUUCGGCGAUCGUUUUGGCGCUCGGGUCGACGCGGAUGAUGGAUGUGUUUAACCGUUUGACUCCGCUCGCGGUGGUGCAGGGAAUGCAAGUGGGACUCGGGUUGCUUCUCGCGAGGAAAGGGUUCUUGCUCGCCGUGUACAAAUCGGGCGACGCGAUAGAGGUGCGCGAAAUGUUGGGCACCGAUGGGUUGAUCGUCACCAUCGUUGCGAUGUGCGCCGUCAUGUACGUGUGUUCGCCCGAAUACCCAGCGGCGUGCUCGCAAGGCGAACUCGAUACGGGCGAAGAGCGUCGCAAACCACGCAGACAUUACAUCCCGGUUGCGCUCAUACUCGUGAUUAUCGGUAUCAUCAUGGCGAUGACAAAAGACAGAGCGCUAGAUGGCCUGACCAUGGGGCCUGCUCGACCGAAAAUUUUGAGCGCCUCGUGGUCGGAGGCAAAACGAGGAGUUGUUCACGCCGGCGUGCCACAGCUUCCACUGACGACACUCAAUUCGGUCAUAUCGGUAUGUGCGCUGAGUAAGGAAUUAUUUCCGAACUUUCCAGCGUCUCCAAGCUCCGUCGCGACGAGCGUUGGGGUGAUGAACCUCGUGGGCUGUUGGGUGGGUGCGAUGCCAUCGUGCCACGGCGCUGGCGGCUUAGCCGCGCAGUACGCCUUCGGUGCUCGAGGCGGCGGAUCGAUCGUGUUCCUCGGUGUAUGUAAGAUGUUUCUCGGGCUUGUUUUCGGGAGUUCCUUGGUCAAGCUGUUGGGACACUUUCCAAAGACCAUACUUGGUGUGAUGCUUUUCUCCUCGAGUCUGGAGCUCAUCGGUAUGGGGCUGAAGACAAAACCCGGUUGGCAGCAGCACCAGAAGUAUCUCGUGAUGGUCACGGCAGCGGUAACGAUAUCAACGAAAAGUACGGCCAUAGGCUUCGCGGCGGGCAUGAGCACGCAUCUCCUCAUGGAGGUUCAGAGACGUAUAGAAGUACCGGUAGGAUAA
Molecule: messenger RNA, 1410 nt
Organism: Ostreococcus tauri
Lineage: Eukaryota; Viridiplantae; Chlorophyta; Mamiellophyceae; Mamiellales; Bathycoccaceae
Product: Sulphate transporter
Exons: 1
Coding region: 1-1410 (469 amino acids)
Biological process (GO): molybdate ion transport
Molecular function (GO): molybdate ion transmembrane transporter activity
Source: RefSeq, a predicted model, not a curated record